Molecule: messenger RNA, 1192 nt
Organism: Suillus paluster
Lineage: Eukaryota; Fungi; Basidiomycota; Agaricomycetes; Boletales; Suillaceae
Product: rab-protein geranylgeranyltransferase
Exons: 10
Coding region: 103-1095 (330 amino acids)
Biological process (GO): protein geranylgeranylation
Cellular component (GO): cytoplasm; Rab-protein geranylgeranyltransferase complex
Molecular function (GO): Rab geranylgeranyltransferase activity
Source: RefSeq, a predicted model, not a curated record
GUCGACUUCUCUGCGACCGAAGGCAUUUUGAGGUCCUGGUAAGUUCAAACGAACUUGAAGCCCAGAGCAGACUUAGCUUCCUCUUCACCGGCACCAACUGCGAUGCAUAACAUCAAGCGUACUCGACAGACUCCUGAGGCUCUUGCAGAAAAGAAACAGCGAGAAAAGUCCAAGAUCGAAGAGUACCAGGUGUUAACAGACAAUGUACUAUCUCGAAAGAAGAAACAGGAGUGGAGCAAUGAUGCGUUUGAAUUAACUCAGCGUUUGCUUCAGAUCAACCCUGAAUUCUACACCGUGUGGAAUUAUCGCCGGAACAUCCUACUCAAUGGCAUAUUUCCCCAGAGUACUCCCGAGCAAAUUCAUGAUGUUCUUUCUAACGAACUCUCUAUGACCACUACGGCUUUGAAAGCAAAUCCGAAAGUCUACUGGAUAUGGAAUCACCGUUGCUGGUGUCUCGAGAAUGUCCCAGACGGGCCGGAACGCAAUGGGAUACCGUCUAUGGAGUGGAGACAGGCAAAUUGGGACAAGGAACUCUUUGUAGCGGAGAGGAUGCUUGAUGCAGAUGCGAGGAAUUUCCACGCUUGGAAUUAUCGCAGAUACGUCCUCGCGAACAUGCCCACAAGAAGGCCUGAGACUUCAGAGUUGGCUUACACGUCUCGCAAGAUUGGAGCGAAUUUCUCCAAUUUUAGUGCAUGGCAUCAAAGGUCUAAGACCUUACUCGGACUUUGGGAGAGUGGUCAGCUGGAUCCUGUCCAGUCGAAAGAUGAUGAGUUCGAGCUCGUAAGCAACGCAUUAUACACUGAUCCAGACGAUCAAAGCGCGUGGAUAUACCAUAGAUGGCUUAUCGGCUCUGGGGAAAGCAAAUCACAAUUGGAACGCGAGAUACAACUCAUUACGGAGUUACUCCAAGAGCAACCUGACAGCAAAUGGUGCAUGGAGUCAUUAGUCCACUAUAAGCGACUCCUGCUCCAAAAUCACUUGCCGAAUUCCCAAACCCUGAAACAGGAGUGCGUAGAGUUACUUUCUCGGUUGAUGGGCUUGGACCCUGUCCGGUAUCUUAGAUAUCAGGAUUUAACGAGGGACCUCGAUCAGUAGUUCAUUUUACCCAGUCUUCCGCUUAAUCUAUGUUGUUGCGCUGCUCAAUUGCAUCUCAUUUUCAUGUCUGCCUCUCAGGUGCUUCAACAAGCCGUGA